Molecule: messenger RNA, 3302 nt
Organism: Phragmites australis (common reed)
Lineage: Eukaryota; Viridiplantae; Streptophyta; Magnoliopsida; Poales; Poaceae
Product: squamosa promoter-binding-like protein 1
Exons: 13
Coding region: 402-3041 (879 amino acids)
Cellular component (GO): nucleus
Molecular function (GO): DNA binding
Source: RefSeq, a predicted model, not a curated record
CUUCCAAGCCGCGCGCAGUCGCUGUCCCGAGCGCCAGACAAGAAACAGGGGAGAUGAAAAAGAGGCCGCUUGACCUGAAAUGCCGCGGCGGAGGGUCCUGCCUCCCCAGGAUACUUCGCCCCGCGUUCCCCCAACCCCCACGCUCCACCUCUGUUCCACCGCUCCAGGAUCCGGGAGAAUAAAAGUAGCUCCCUCACGGUCCUACCCUACCUGCGUUGCUUGCCAUGAAUAGCCGCAGCGUCGUUCUAGCCUCCGAGCCCGAGCUAAGGUUCGGAUGUAGUUGAAUUCUGGCAUCUUUUGGAUGCUCGUCUUGUCAGGAACAGGAGGAUCAAUCAUCUCGAAAAAGAAAAAAAGAAUAAAGAAAGAAGAGCAGGAGGGCCAAGAGAGGAAAGGAAGAGUAAAUGGAACCCGGAUUUCUGUGGAAAGAGAACGGCGACCGAACUGGUGCGGCAAGAAUGUCCGGUGGGCUGAAUAACAAGAGCCUCGAGUGGGAUUUGAACGACUGGAGAUGGGACGCCAACCUAUUCCUGGCCACGCCGGCGAGCGCCGCGCCGUCGGAGUGCAGCAGCAGGGAACUGAGCGGACCUCAGGGUGAGAUUGAUUUCGGCGUCGUCGUCGACAAGAGGAGGCGAGUCUCACCGGAGGACGGUAGUGCGGGGUGCAGCAAUUCUGCAGUAGCAAAUGGUGAGAACCACGGUGUGGUUGUUCAGAGAGGGUGGAGCAGUGAAGAGGAGAGGCCCAGGAAAGGUGCCAGUUCUAGCUCUCCUCCGUCUUGCCAGGUUGACGGUUGCCAGGUGGAUCUGAGCGGUGCCAGGGACUACCAUAAGAGGCACAAGGUGUGUGAAGCGCAUACCAGGUCGACCGUGGUCCGUAUCAAGAGCGUGGAGCAUCGGUUCUGUCAGCAGUGCAGCAGGUUUCACCUUCUUCAAGAAUUUGAUGAAGGGAAGAAGAGCUGUCGCUCACGUCUAGCCAAACAUAAUGUAAGGAGGAGGAAAGUUCAACCACAGGCUGGAGUGGACGAUAAUUCCAUGAAUGAAAAUCAGUCUUUAAGCAGCACCUUAUUCCUUUUGUUAAAACAACUUUCUGGUCUAGAGUCUGGUAGCUCUUCUAAGCAAAUCAACCAUCCUAAUUAUUUGGUUAACCUUUUGAAGAACCUUACUGCUAUUGCCGGCACACAGGAAUAUCAAGAUAUGCUAAAGAACACAAAUCGAACUUCAAUAUUAUCAAAUGCUGUUAAUAAUGUCACAAAUGGCUUUACUGUGUGUGAGCAAAUUAAACGGCCAAUUCCUGUUGGCACUGAAUCGUCAGCAGAAGUGCCUCCAGUGAAAAGACGAGUACAGGAUUUCGAUUUGAAUGAUGCUUACAUUGAAGAAGUUGAGAGCCGGACAGAUAAAAUUGUCUUCAAGCUCUUUGGAAAAGAGCCAAAGGAUUUUCCUGUAGAUCUACGGGCACAGAUCCUAAACUGGUUGUCACAAUAUCCAAGUGAUAUGGAAAGCUAUAUUAGGCCUGGUUGUGUUAUUCUAACUGUUUACCUUCGUCUCCCUAAUUGGAUGUGGGAUGAGCUUGAUGACGAUCCAACUCCUUGGAUAGAAAAGCUUAUUAGCAUGUCCAAUGAUGGCUUCUGGAGAACAGGAUGGGUGUAUGCUAGGGUGCAGGACUGCUUGACAUUGAGUUGCAAUGGUAGUCUUAUGUUAGCAUCCCCCUGGCAACUGGCAAUUGGUGACAAGCAUCAAAGAAUAUUUGUAACCCCUAUUGCAGUUGCUUGUUCUUCGACAGUGAAUUUCUCUGUGAAAGGUUUCAAUAUAGUUCAGCCAACGACAAAAUUACUUUGUAUAUUUGGUGAGAAAUAUUUAAUACAAGAAGAAACACAAAUGCUACUUGAAGAUACAACAAUGCAGCAAGGCCCUCAAUGCCUGAAGUUCUCUUGUUCUUUUCCAAGUACAAGUGGAAGAGGAUUCAUAGAGGUUGAAGAUUAUGAUCAAAGCAGCCUCUCUGUUCCCUUUGUUGUCACCGAAGAAGAUGCAUGUUCUGAGAUUCGAAUGUUGGAGCAUGAGUUGAAUUUAAGUUCAGUUGAUGAAACCCUGGAAGGAAUAGAUAAUCUGAUGGUUUCUCACAAUCGGGCCCUACAUUUUUUACAAGAAUUUGGAUGGCUUCUUCAAAGGAUCCACAUUCGAGCUAUGUCUGAACAGGGACAAUAUUGCACAGAGGGUUUUCCUGUUGCAAGAUUUAGAUGGCUGCUAUCCUUUGCGAUUGAUCAGGAGUGGUGUGCUGUUCUAAAGAAGCUUCUGAACACCAUGUUCCAGGGAAAUAUUGAUAUAGAUGCCCCCUCACCAGUUGAAUUUGCCAUAGGAGAAGAUUUACUAUUUACCGCUGUCAACAAACGCUCAAAGCCUCUGAUUGAGUUCCUAUUAAGAUACACAAUAACAAAUCCUGCUACAAUGGACAGUGGAGCCAUGGCUCCAGUUCAGUUCUUGUUUACUCCUGAGAUGACUGGUCUGUCAAAUAUUACACCUCUUCAUAUUGCUGCCACAAUCAGUGAUGCUGCUGAUGUUUUAGAUGCUUUAACUGAUGAUCCUCAGCAGCUGGGAAUCAAAGCAUGGAAGAAUGCUCGUGAUGAUACUGGCUUCACUCCUGAGGAUUAUGCUCGAAAGAGAGGCCACAUAUCCUACAUUCAAAUGGUUCAGGACAAAAUUGACAGCAGGAUACCCAAAGCUAAUGUCUCUGUUGCUAUCCCCAGCGGACCAUCGACCACUGAUACCAUCGGAAAGCAUGCUAGUCGAUUGAAGUCUCCUGAUCAAACCACAUUUGAUGUGGAAAAGAGCCAACGAAGCAUCAAGCAACCAUUGAGCUGCAGAGAGUGUGUUCAGCAGCUCGUAUACCGCCCCCGGACAAACAGGUUUUUGUCAAAUAGGCCUGCGAUGCUUUCCUUGGUUGCCAUUGCUGCUGUCUGUGUCUGUGUGGGGUUGAUCAUGAAGAGCCCACCACAAGUUGGUUUCAUGAGGCCUUUCAUCUGGGAGCACAUCAAUUGGGGCCCCAAGUGAUAAACUGCACAAGCAAUUACAAAGCCAAUUCAAUGGUGUCGGUGUGUAUAUUUGAUUAUGAGAAAGCUUGUGCCGGGAGGGAAGCUAGUUUCUUGUAAUGUUCAUAUUUAUUAGACUAAAUUGCAAUAUCUGUCGUACAAUAUGUGGAAUCCGUAGCAUGCCUAGUUUGGAAUUCCAUUGCAUAUGCAUCCUAACCGAAACCUAACUUUUACUUGUUUUGAUUGAGAGGAAAAGGUCAAUUGAGGUUGAGGUUAUGUCCAA